Messenger RNA from Fonsecaea multimorphosa CBS 102226, 978 nucleotides. RefSeq lists its product as uncharacterized. Gene Ontology annotation, cellular component: membrane. The coding region runs from base 1 to 978 and encodes 325 amino acids. The record is from RefSeq and is a predicted model, not a curated record. NCBI's taxonomy places the organism in Eukaryota, Fungi, Ascomycota, Eurotiomycetes, Chaetothyriales, Herpotrichiellaceae. The transcript has a single exon.
AUGGCGAUCUCAAAGAACAACAUCUAUCGCCUAUUGGGCUACACAACCCCUUUCGACAAGAACCACAGUUUUGUCUCCUCGUGGGCUCUCCCCCCAGUCGUCCACGGCGGUCUGCGCGUGCUGCUUGGCCUCUAUGCCUUCACCGCCAUCAUCUACUCCUACAUCUGGUUCUCCGGCAACAUCGACAUCUACCACCUGCACGACGUUGACGAACCUUCCUACACGACCGUUAUCGGCUCCUCCGCCAUCGGUCGGUCGUUCUCCUACUUCACCUACCUCUCCUACUAUGGCCAGGGGUUCUAUUUCUUGGUGACCGCGGUGCAUACCUUCUUCUAUGCGAAAACGGGGACGAGCUGGCUGCACGACGCCCGUUUCCCGCCGUCCUUGCAAGUCCUGCAUUCCUUGUACUACAGCAUGGUGACGUGCUUUCCGAUCCUCGUCACCCUCACCUUCUGGUGCACCAUGUACGUCGGCCCGUGGUACACGGUGACAUUCGACGCCUGGGCCAACAUAUCCGUGCACGCCAUGAACACAUUCAUGGCCUUGCUCGAGAUCACUCUCCCCACCACUGACCCCUUGCCCUGGACGCACCUGCCCGUUCUCAUGGUCAUAUUGUCGCUGUACCUGGGCCUGGCGUAUCUUACCCGUGUCACCGGCGGGUUCUGGGUGUAUGAAUGGCUGGACCCGGAGCUGGGCAAGUGGAAGGUCGUGGUGCAUGUCGUUGCUUACUCGGUGGCCAUUGUCGUCAUCUUUGGCGUCGUGAGACACGCCAUCUGGACCCGGAACUGGCUCCUCAGCCGUGCACGCCGCGGGGUGGACGGGGAGAAUGCAGAGAAGAUCAUGGGCAUGGCGGACUCUUCGCGCUCCAGUAGGACCCUGGUAGUCGCCGAACUAGAAGCACAGAUUCCGUCAGACGGAUUGUGGGUGCCGCCGAAGCACCAUACGGCACCCCGGGUGGCCCAGCGGGUAGACUUGUAG